CUUCUCCACCCCUCCUCUGUCGUCAAUCAGUUGAGGUUCAGAAGAUAUCAGCAGCAUCGAGUCGUUCGAACCAAACUCUCGUGAUAAUACCAUGGCCUAGGAGGCGCGAUCAUGUAUCAGUCCGAGACAUCGGCACCUCAGCAGUUAUCUCGUGCCUCUCAGAUGCACGUCCACCAUCUUCCAUCUAGCAUCGUACAGGACGGUGGCUUAUCGCCUACUGGGUCCCAUCCUAACGAUCCGAUUACACUCCUCAUCCCCGCGUACCUCCUCUUCGAAUCCAGAAGGACAUCGUCCUCUAUUUUCCCUGCAUCAUGAUGGCUUCGAAUCUUCUUUCCCGUCUUCUUCCUACGAAUUCCGCUGGGCGGUCGAUAUACGAUGACCUGCGCGCCCACGAUGAAGCAUCCGAGUCCGAUAUCGAGGAGCAAGCAGGAAUGGCAAUAGAUGAGGAGAACCUUCGCUUCCACGACGAUGAGUUAGGAGGUGCAGAUGUUUUCACCGGCGAGGAUAGUCGCCUCACGACCGAGAGCACAGCAUUCCUUGCUGGUCAACAACAAGGAAUCAGGCCAUCACCUGGACGUCAAGACAACAAAGCGCCAAGAACCCAUUCCAAAUGGACACAGUCUCCUAGAUUGCUUGAGGAAGACGGAGAUGAUGACGUGCCGGCUUCGCUGCUGAUCGAAGGAAACAAUCCUCAUUCAGGCACUCCAACCCGGCCAUCAAAAUCACCACCAAACCCCCAAAGAAGGAAACCUCCGGUUUCUGGCCCCUCUAACCGAGAGAGUGAUGCCCACUGGGAGGCUGCGCGAGCUCAGCAACGGUUAUACGAGGAUGAUGAAGCUGGAACCCGCCAUAUGACACAAGCAACACGACCAAAUAUAGGAUUGCUGACUAGCAACCCUCGAGAAAGAGCUAUGUGGAGAUGGAUCAAUAUCACCAACCUCGAUAGCUUCAUAAGAGAUGUGUACGAUUAUUACCUGGGGUCUGGCAUCUGGUGUAUGAUACUUGCCCGGGUUCUGAAUUUGCUUACAAUCAUAUUUGUUGCGGUCUUUACAACUUUCCUCACACAAUGUGUUAAUUUUCAAGAGAUACCCCAGAGCAGAACUUUAUCUCAGGUACUUAUCCCCCAGUGCACGAAGAAAAUUUCUGGGAUGCCAAACGUUGCCAUCUGGCUCUUUACUUUGUAUGUUAUGUGGAGGGUCUAUCAGCUCUUGGCCGAUAUUCCUCGCCUAAUGCGAGUUCAUGACUUCUUCUUGCAUCUGCUCGAGGUGCCAGACAGCGAUAUGCAAACUAUCUCUUGGCAAGAUAUUGUCGCCCGGAUAAUGGCUUUGCGGGACGCCAACCCUAUCACGGUCGAGAAGAUAUCGCCGGCGAAUCGCAAAUACCUCGGUAGCCAAUCAAAGCAAAGAUUAGAUGCGCAUGAUAUCGCCAAUAGAUUGAUGAGAAAAGAGAACUACCUGAUCGCAUUAUUCAACAAGGAGAUAUUGGACCUCACUCUGCCUGUGCCUUUCCUCCAAGGCCGUCAACUAUUUUCAAGAACUAUGUUGUGGACCCUGGAUUGGUGCAUAAUGGACUUCAUAUUCAACGACUAUGGCCAGGUCAAACAGCUUGUCUUAAAAGAUUCUCAUCGAAGACAACUGAGUGAUGGCUUGCGAAACCGAUUCCUGUUUGCGGGGUUUAUGAAUGUCCUAUGUGCUCCAAUCACAGUCGUCUACCUCAUGAUUGUGUAUUUCUUUAGAUAUUUCAGAGAGUACCAAGACAAUCCAUCAGCUAUUGGAUCGCGGCAGUAUACACCCCUUGCCGAAUGGAAAUUUCGCGAAUUCAACGAGCUACAUCAUCUAUUCCACAAACGGAUCAACAUGUCAUAUCCAUUUGCUUCUCGCUAUCUUGAUCAGUUUCCGAAGGUCAAGAUGGUUCAAAUUGCGAGAUUUGUAGCGUUCGUCGCUGGGGCUGUUGUGUCGGUCCUCGCUGUGGCUACCCUGUGGGACCCUGAAUUAUUCCUCGUAUUUGAAGUUACACCUGAAAGGACCGUCUUCUUCUAUAUCGCGGUCUUUGGGGCGAUCUGGACCAUCUCAAAUGGAACGAUCCCGGACGAAAAUCUCGUCUUCGACCCAGAGUACGCGUUACGAAACGUGAUCGAGUAUACACACUAUUGUCCAAGUCACUGGCAAGACCGGCUUCAUAGUGAUGAAGUUAGGAGAGAAUUUGCCUCCCUUUACCAGCUCAAGAUAGUGAUAUUCCUCGAGGAAGUCUUCAGUAUCAUCAUCACUCCCUUUGUUCUCUGGUUCAGCCUACCAAAAUGCAGUGACCAGAUCAUCGAUUUCUUCCGGGAAUUCACCAUUCAUGUCGACGGCGUAGGAUACCUGUGUUCGUUUUCUGUAUUCGAUUUCAAGAAUGGCGUAGGCAGGACUAAACGACAAGGGGAAGGCGGUGUUGAUCUUCGAGAUGAAUAUUACUCCACGAAGCAUGGAAAAAUGGCUGCCUCUUACUAUGGCUUUUUAGACAAUUAUCUACUGAAUCCGAAAACAGGUGUUCCAGGACACCUCCCUCCUGGGAUGCGGCAGCCCUUCCACCCUCCACCUGCAUUUCCUGGACUUAUGUCGCCAACACUGACGGCAGACAUGCAAAUGUCGAAAAUGGGCCGAAGCCAGAGGCUGCCAAGGAGUCGAGCAACGGGGAUGCCACAAGCCGCGCGAACCCCGCGGUUCCCAGCUGCAGGCGGACAUUCGUCGCCUAUGCCAUCAAUUCUGUUAGAUCCGCAUCAUCAACCGUCAGCAUCUGGAUUUGGAGCCCGUAGUGGACGGCGCAACUCUCGAUCCCGUUAUCAAGCUCGGCAAAAUAUUGUUGAAGAGGCGAUCGAAGAUGAGGACGAGACCGCGGCUGAGAGAGUAGCCCAGCGGAGUACGGGGUCCAAGGAUACGUACGAAAGCGAAGUAGGCCUUGAUGAAUCCCGAUGGGAGACUUCUCCCACGAGAGGCGUCACCAAAGAGGCCGAGGACGAAGAUGAAGGGGACGGAGGGGCGCCAGGAGGAGGGGGAGUCCUAGGAUUGCUGUAUCAAUUUCAGAAGGCGCAAACGGAUGGCAGACCAGGGAUCAGUAUCUAGGCGUUCACAAGACAUCAGACACAUUACUGUACUCGGAGUUGGGGAUCAUGACAUGGCGAGGAGGGCAGACUUUGGAGAUUUUUGGUAUCAAUUAGGCCU
Amorphotheca resinae ATCC 22711 is the source of this 3200-nucleotide messenger RNA. RefSeq lists its product as hypothetical. Bases 312 to 3101 code for a protein of 929 amino acids. The record is from RefSeq and is a predicted model, not a curated record. The transcript has 3 exons. Gene Ontology annotation, biological process: protein localization to phagophore assembly site; autophagy of mitochondrion. NCBI's taxonomy places the organism in Eukaryota, Fungi, Ascomycota, Leotiomycetes, Helotiales, Amorphothecaceae. Gene Ontology annotation, cellular component: autophagosome; phagophore assembly site.